Glossina fuscipes is the source of this 331-nucleotide messenger RNA. Its product is annotated as acylphosphatase-2-like. The record is from RefSeq and is a predicted model, not a curated record. Gene Ontology annotation, molecular function: acylphosphatase activity. The transcript has a single exon. NCBI's taxonomy places the organism in Eukaryota, Metazoa, Arthropoda, Insecta, Diptera, Glossinidae. The coding region runs from base 35 to 331 and encodes 98 amino acids.
AAAAUUAAAUAAAUUUCGAAGUAGCGAAGAAAAAAUGGGUACCAGGCAGUUGUAUGCUUGUGAUUUUGAAGUGUUUGGCAAAGUUCAACGUGUUUUUUUUCGCAAAUAUACCGCGAAUAAGGCUAAAGACUUGGGCUUACAUGGCUGGUGCAAAAAUACAUCAGAGGGAAGCGUCAAAGGUCAAAUGGAGGGAACGCAACAAGAACUAAAUGAAAUGAAAUAUUGGCUACAGCAUAGGGGAAGUCCAAAAUCAAGAAUCGAUGGUGUAAACUUUAGCGACAUGAUACCCACUAAUAUGUACACACUCAAAUCAUUUGAAAUACGUAAAUAA